Molecule: messenger RNA, 908 nt
Organism: Kockovaella imperatae
Lineage: Eukaryota; Fungi; Basidiomycota; Tremellomycetes; Tremellales; Cuniculitremaceae
Product: glycosyltransferase family 28 C-terminal domain-domain-containing protein
Exons: 4
Coding region: 100-711 (203 amino acids)
Biological process (GO): dolichol-linked oligosaccharide biosynthetic process
Molecular function (GO): hexosyltransferase activity
Source: RefSeq, a predicted model, not a curated record
UCGAGACUGGUGGUUUUUCCGAUCAUCCGCAACUUCAGCCAGGUUGAAAAUGCUACUACUAUCAAUCCAUUGUGACCUUGUCUGUGCUGCAAGCUCAGUAUGUCAACCUCGGCAUCCAAGGCAGCUGCUUCAGAGUCUACUCAGAGUGGUAGCUAUACUCUCCUUGUGACAGUAGGAUCGACUCUUUUCCCAGAAUUGACAAAUUGUAUCCUCUCUUCGGCCAUACUGUCUAUCCUGCCUUCGCUGGGGAUCAAACUAGUCAACGUACAGUAUGGGAAGGCGGAUCUGCUGGCACAUGAAGAGAUUGAAGAUCUAGAGAUCGAUGCGCAGGGCAGUGGGGAGUUUACCUGGACAGACUACAAUGGCGCUGGACAAGUCAAUGUACACGUCUUUCGAUAUACGAACGAUCUGUCAAAGUUGAUCAAGGAAUCGGACGCUGUGAUAUCUCAUGCAGGAUCUGGAUCUAUUCUUGAAGUGAUACGGUCCAAACCGCUCUUGGUGGUUCCCAAUUCCAGCCUGAUGGACAAUCAUCAGGCCCAACUUGCAGAUGCUCUGGGAGAUCAAGGCUACCUUAUCUCCUCGACUGUAGAGCAGCUGGACUCCAAGCUGGCGCUGCUCGUCAAGAGCAUAAAGCAGCCUUUGAAACCAUUCCCCGCGCUCGACAAGGCAAGAUUUCCGGUCAUCGUGGAUCAGACAAUGGGCUUCGAAUGAUCAGUAACCAAGUUUUACUUGUCGAAAAUGUGUCUCGUAGCCAUCUAUACGACCUAACAGCCUCGAGGAUCCAGGUCCCUGUCCAAUUACAGGCGACCUUGACAAGUCGGCGUCUCGCUUGAACAAGAGCCGGCAGCCGGGCACCAGUCCGAACCGAAAGAGGCCUCAGCGUGGCGUGAAAGCUGUUGCCCAUCAUG